AAGUUCUGAAGCUCUCUUGACCCAAGCGAAAAUGUGAAGAAGCCAACCCGAAAAAGGAGCAUCAAAAUCACCUCGUGAUAUGACUUACAACCCCAUCCCAUCCCAUUUCAAAUCUCAGUAAUGCUAUGACAGUCUUCCAGAGACUAUCACGACCCUUCAAUUAUCUGCGGGACAAAUAUGUUGGCCAUCCUUUCCUCCUCGUCGGCGCGACCUUGAAGACGUUGUUCGUUAGUCACGUAUUUCUCGAAUAUGGCUUUACGAUGGGCGCAUGUGAAGGAGCUUCCAUGCUCCCCACCUUGGAAGUUUACGGAGACAGCGUUCUUAUUUCCAAAGCCUACCGGCGCGGCAGAGGCAUCAAAGUUGGAGACGUGGUUCAAUUCGAUUCCGUGGUGGAGCCGGGCAGCCAGGUGAUAAAGACGGUGCUUGGGCUCGAAGGGGAUUAUGUGUUGAGGGAUUCUCCAGGAACCAGUGGUCAAAUGAUCCAGGUCCCACGAGGUCACUGUUGGGUUGUUGGAGAUAAUCUAGAUUUUUCGAGGGAUUCGAGAAUGUUUGGACCCAUGCCCAUGGCUUUGAUCAAAGGAAAGGUCAUUGCUAAGGUGUUACCGUGGAGUGAAAGAAAAUGGUUGAUUAAUGAGCUAAAGCAUGUACAAUAGCUUGCUCUGGAUGUAUUGUACAGAAGUUUCAAAGCAAGGCGCUGAUGGUCUUCCUCUCUAAAGGAAUCAUUUUCAUAGGUUUCCAUGAUUAUCGCCCAUGUAACAUUAUGAGCGCUUAAAUAUUUCCAGAAUCCCUUCUUUCUAAGGCUGAACUUGUGGGCUUCCUGCUCCAGGAUGCUUCCAAUGUCAGAAUAUACCAUUUGAAUCCAGUAAUACU
This is a messenger RNA of Mollisia scopiformis, 870 nucleotides long. Its product is annotated as signal peptidase-like protein I. Lineage: Eukaryota; Fungi; Ascomycota; Leotiomycetes; Helotiales; Mollisiaceae. Gene Ontology annotation, cellular component: mitochondrial inner membrane peptidase complex; membrane. The coding region runs from base 126 to 653 and encodes 175 amino acids. The transcript has 2 exons. The record is from RefSeq and is a predicted model, not a curated record. Gene Ontology annotation, molecular function: serine-type endopeptidase activity.